Molecule: messenger RNA, 6183 nt
Organism: Hypanus sabinus (Atlantic stingray)
Lineage: Eukaryota; Metazoa; Chordata; Chondrichthyes; Myliobatiformes; Dasyatidae
Gene: abcc10
Product: ATP-binding cassette, sub-family C (CFTR/MRP), member 10
Exons: 22
Coding region: 543-5153 (1536 amino acids)
Biological process (GO): transmembrane transport
Cellular component (GO): membrane
Molecular function (GO): ATP binding; ATP hydrolysis activity; ABC-type transporter activity
Source: RefSeq, a predicted model, not a curated record
CCUUAGCACCAUUUGUCUGUCAGCAUAUCUUAGCAGCCAUUCUUGGUCUGUGUACCAGGCAGUGAGUCUGUGGGGACUUUGACCUGUGUAGAUCUUGAUUGGACCCAGCCCAAAUUUCUUUCAAAGUUGCACACGAGCAGAUUCCAGCAGAGUUCACCGAGCAGUGAUCAAGAUAGGAAUGCUAGCUGAUUGUUUUCUUUUAUCCUCUCUAGACAGAUGUGCGGAAGCCAAUAUUGCUUCCCUCCUCUUGCAUGCCACUAUGCCACUUAAAUCAACUGACAAUGAGGUUAAAGUUGGAACACGGACAGCUUUAUGCUCACUCCAGUAACUAAACCAUUGGGUUGUUAUCAUCAAAAAAUUUAAUCAGCUACAAAUUAAAGUGCUGAAUGAUUUAUUGUUUGUUUUUAAUCAGUCCUCUGCAUUAUGAGAUCAAUGUGCAUCAGCAAGAGUACCUUAACAGGACUCAAAGGUGAAAGGUCUCACAGCCUUUGGAUACGCUAGAGAAGCUGGUCGUCUGAUGUCAGGUAUUCCCUGAUGCUGGCAUGGCAGACUUUCUAGCUGCACUGUGUGACUCUGAUCCUUGGAACCCAUUUCCGUUGUGGCAAAAUGGUAGUGUUGGACACUGUUUCACUCAGCUGGUUCUCAGCGUGGUGCCGCACGCUGCUCUGGCCUUUGCCAGUGCGUGUUACCUUGGCACACCUCGAUCUCGCUGGCACAAUUUCUCAUGGAGCUGGGAAUGCAGGAUUAUCAUUUCUUUCAUUAUGUCGGCUCUUUUCCUUAUCGAUGCGGUGGCAGUCAACUUUCUUCCCAACAUGAAUACUUUGUGGCUCGAGCUGUUGGUGGAUUCUUUUGCUGUGGUAGCCUGGCUUGUUCAUGGGCUGGCAAUGACAGCUCUCAGCAGAUCACAGUAUCGACGUUCGUUGGGUCCAGUAGGACUGAUGUUCUUUGCUGUCCUGCCUGCCCCUGCAUCAAUUAUCAUUCUAGUAGCUGACUGUCAAAAUGGAAAAGUCACAAAUUCAGAAUACCUCUCUAGCUGGGUGAGAUUCAUUUUGAUCAGUGCAGAAUUAAGUUUGCUUCUUGUAUACAUAGUAGUGCUUGUCGUCUCGCACUUUAGAAGAGAUGGGCAGGAUUCUGAACGAGAGCCCCUGUUGCAGGGUGUGAGUACCAGAUCUGAGGAACAGAUUGCAAUUGAGGAGGGGCCAAAUUGGAUCUCUUGCCUCUUCUACUUCUGGAUGAACCCCCUCAUGAAGCGAGGGUACAAUCAUCAGCUUGUCCAGCCCAACAAUGUCUACCAGCUUCCACCAAAACUUCGCACUGAAACUAUUGAAGAACUUUUUCAGAAAUGCUGGCAGAAGUGUGCAUUCAUAGCAUCAAUGAAACACUCUGAACAAAUACCUCAACCAGAUAGGACCCAGAGCCCCCACAGAAAUUCAGGGAGUGAUCAAAGACAAUUUGGGGCGACUCAGGAAAAGACCACACUUGCUCGCAAAGACCUGGAAGUCCAUCUGUUGUCGGUCUUGCACAAAGCCUUUGGAUUUCGUUAUUACUCCCUGGGCAUAUUAAAAUUUAUAGGCAACAUGCUAGGUUUUGCAGGACCUCUGCUUUUAAAUCUGCUGGUUAAUUUCAUGGAGUCUGGUACUGAGCAAAUGUCAAAGGGCAUCUGGUACACGUUAGGACUGUUUCUGAGCACCUUUGUAGGUGCCAUCAUCCUCAACCAAUUCAACUAUCAAGUCAUGAUGGUUGGCAUGUCAGUUCGAGCAGCUGUCAUCUCUGCCAUUUAUCGCAAAGCCCUACGUGUCAAUGCUACUACUCUGUCCAGGUUUUCUGUGGGAGAGAUUGUCAGCUUCAUGAGCACUGACACAGACCGGAUAGUGAAUUUUUUUUCCAGCUUUCACGAGGUGUGGAGCUUACCGUUUCAGUUUAGUAUCACUCUGUACCUUCUGUACCAGCAGGUUGGUGUGGCAUUCCUAGGGGGCCUUAUUGUAGGGUUGCUGCUGGUACCAUUAAACAAGGUCAUUGCCAACAUCAUAAUGGAGAAUAACAAGAAAAUGCUCGGACACAAGGAUUCCAGAGUCAUGCUGAUGACUGAGGCUCUGUUCGGAAUGCGGGUAAUAAAGUUCUACACUUGGGAGGAUCACUUUAUCGGAAAGGUUGAUGGUUUUAGGAAGAAGGAGCUGCACCAUCUCAGAAUCAUUAAGUACCUUGAUGCAGUUUGUGUUUACAUGUGGGCAGCUCUUCCCAUUGUGAUUUCCAUAGUUACCUUUGUCACCUACACCCUGAUGGGACACCAGCUUACUGCAGCCAAGGUGUUUACAGCCUUGGCUUUGGUGGGAAUGCUAAUUAUGCCCCUAAAUAACUUCCCCUGGGUCCUGAAUGGGAUAUUACAGGCAAAGGUCUCCUUGGAUCGGAUCCAGCGUUUCCUGCUGCUCUUUGACCAGGAUCUCCACACCUACUAUACAGCAGGCAGACCUGAAGAUCCUAACUCGGCAGUUGAGCUGCAUAAUGCUUCCUUCUCCUGGAAACCCAGUGAAAUUUCUGAAGAUCAAAGUUAUGGUAAAUAUGAGACUGAGCAAGAUGGUAGCCUGAAGCUCUUGAAUCUGAAUCUGAUGUUGAGAAAGGGGCAACUGAUUGGAAUUGUUGGAAAGGUGGGCUGUGGCAAGAGUACUCUGUUAGCAGCAGUAAUGGGAGAACUCAACAGGCUUGAGGGAGAAGUAUACAUAUCAACACAAGUGGAAGGAUUUGGCCUGGCUGCUCAGGAGGCCUGGAUUCAGUUUGCUACAAUCCGUGAGAACAUACUUUUUGGAAAUCAGUUUGAUGGCAAACGUUACCACAAGGUGGUUGAGGCAUGUGCACUCUUGGAAGAUCUUAAGGUGCUGCCAGAUGGUGACCAGACAAGUGUCGGAGAAGGCGGAGUAACUCUCAGUGGUGGGCAGAAAGCCCGCAUUGCCUUGGCCAGAGCUGUUUACAUGGACAAGGACGUGUACCUUCUUGAUGACCCACUAGCUGCAGUAGAUGCUGAUGUGGCCAAUCACCUCAUGAAGAACUGCAUACUGGGAAGUUUGAAAAAUAAGACUGUUAUCCUUUGUACACACCGGACGGAAUUUUUGGAAGAAGCUGACAUGGUGGUAAUGAUGGAAAAUGGGCAAAUAGUAAAAAUAGGUACACCUGAGGAAGUGCUGAAAACAGAAGGUGAAAACGCUAAAACAAACAGAAAACCAAAAAAGAAAGCUGCAUCAAAGAAAAAGAGCCGAGUGGAGGAGGAGGAGACAAAAGAGACAGCUGAGGAAACUACGGAGGUCCAGCUAGAGGCCAGGGAGGAAGAGGAUGAAGAGAAGAAGGCGGGAACAGUGGCUCUGCAUGUGUACCGAUCAUACUGGCUGUCAAUUGGCAGAUGGUUGUCAUUCCUCAUACUCCUCUCAAUGUUCCUCAUGCAAGCUACUCGUAACUUAUCUGACUGGUGGCUGUCCCACUGGAUUUCUCACCUGCAAAACAAAAAUGGCUCAACACCAAGCAACCAUUCAUUGUCAGACUAUUACCAACAGAUGGAGCGAUUCAUGGGGUCCCUCUUCACACAAGAGCUGUCGCCAGAUGUCAAGUUCUACUUGAUAGGUUUUGGUGUUAUUGCUGCAUCAAACACUGUAUUCACGGCAGUCCGAGCCUUUCUCUUUGCCGCUGGUGGUAUCCAUGCUGCUGUGGUUAUUCACCACAAAGUUUUACUCCGUGUAAUGAAGGCCACAACGUCAUUCUUUGACAUAACUCCCAUUGGACGCAUUGUGAACCGUUUCUCCACGGACCUCUACAACGUAGACGACACUCUUCCCUUCAUCCUCAACAUCUUCCUGGCUGCUCUGUAUGGCCAGCUGGGCAUGGUGCUGAUGAUCAGUUACAGUCUGCCAUGGAUCAUACUGAUCCUGCUGCCACUGGCAAUCAUUUACUUCUAUUUGCAAAGCUACUACCGCUUCACUUCAAGGGAGCUCAAGCGCCUGACUGCCAUCACCCUCUCCCCGAUCUAUACACAGUUCUCUGAGACACUGAAGGGCCUCACCACUAUCAGGGCGUCCCGGGCCAUUGUCAGGUUUGAAAAGGAGAAUGGCCAUCGCCUUGAACUAAACCAGCGCUGUCUUUAUGCUGCCAAUACAGCCAUGCAGUGGCUCGACAUCAGGCUGCAGAUGAUUGGUGUUACUGUAGUGACGGCCAUUGCUGUUAUCGCUGUCCUGCAGCACAGCCUGAGUCAUGGCAAUCCUGGCCUAGUGGGUCUCGCUCUGUCCUAUGCUCUGUCAAUCACAAACUUACUCUCCGGAGUCAUUUCCAGCUUCACUCAAACUGAAAUACAGAUGGUGAGCGUGGAACGUCUGGAUGAAUACAUCACUGAGAUUCCAAAUGAGCCUCAGGAUUACUCUGUUGAGGUUUCUUCCACAUGGCCACAGCAUGGUAUGAUUUUAUUCCAAGAUGUAGUCCUUGUGUAUCGGCCUGGACUACCUACUGUGCUCAAUGGAAUUAACAUCAGGAUUAAUCCUGGUGAGAAAGUUGGGAUUGUGGGACGGACAGGCUCGGGAAAGUCCUCUCUCUUCCUGGCAUUAUUUCGGAUGGUGGAAUUGACGGAGGGUCAGAUUCUUAUCGACAGUGUUGACACACGAACUGUUAGUUUGUCAGAACUUCGAUCAAGGAUGGCUGUUAUCCCCCAGGAUCCAUUUCUGUUCAGUGGCACAGUGCGAGAAAACCUGGACCCACUGACCCACCACACAGAUCAGGAGCUCUGGGAUGUGCUUCAUCAGUGUCACCUACAUGAGGUCAUCCACAAAAUGGGAGGAUUAAAUGCAGAGCUGGGUGAGAGAGGGAAAAAUUUGUCCAUCGGACAGAAGCAACUGAUGUGCCUGGCGAGGGCUGUUCUCACAAAAAGUAAGAUUCUAUGCAUUGAUGAAGCAACAGCCAGUGUGGACCAGAAAACAGAUCAGCUGCUACAGGAGAUGAUACGCAAGAAGUUUGCAGAGAAAACUGUAUUAACAAUCGCCCACAGGAUUAACACAAUAAUGGAUUCAAACCGGGUCUUGGUGAUGGACGCUGGCACGGUAAAGGAGUUUGACUCACCUGAUGUGCUUUCUGAGGACCGAGAUUCCUAUUUCUACCAUCUCAUACACAGUAAUGAGCUGUAGUGGAGGGGCUCUGUCCCCUAGUUAACAUAGCUACUGCAGACUCGGGCCUUAGCUCUGUCAAGUUGAUAGCACAACACACACAGAGCUGAGGAUUUGGGUUAGGGAACCAGGAAGCUAAAGGCACCUUCUGCAUUUUAAACAGCAAAGGACAGAGUUUAAAAUAUAUUGCAGAUGGUGAGAAUAAUGUUGAAGGUGUGUGAUAGUUAGUCUUAUUUAGGCUGGAAACCAUAAUCCACCUGAGGAGAAGACUCUUCUGUAACCUUCCAUUCAUUCUGGUCACAAGUGACCAGCCCACCACCCUCUCCUCCAGACCCCACAUUUCCUGUUUCUACAAAAUCUGCAGUCCAGAUGAAGUAUCUUGGCCCAAAACGUCAACUGUUUACUCUUUUCCAUAGAUGCUGCCUGGCCUAAGGUCCUCCAGAGUUUUCUGUGUGUUGCUUGAAUUUCCUGUUUAUGUUCAUUUCCUGUGUCUCUAACCUGACACCCUCCCACUGAAUUACCGCUCACUCUCCCUCACUGUUGUAACGUCCCCUCAUGACUCACUUCCUGUUUCUCCCUCUGCCAGAGUCACCAUUCAUUCCAACUCACAUGACCCCUCAUGCACCUCUCCUCAGGUUCUGCAUGAUAUCCCAUUCAUUCCUUCCCCUCACAUUUGUCUGCCCAUCCCUUAUAGAGUUGACUUUCAUUAUUCCCUUCCAUCUUGCUGAUUUUCCCACCAACUUCCCUCCCUGACUUGCUCUUCAGUGCCCACCAUUCGCAGCAGUUGCUCAGUGAUAUAAUCUUCCUGGUAAUUACUGACACAAAGGAGAGCUGAGUGGGUUAUUACCUACUUCAGUACAUUGGCCAUGCUUCUGUGUUCUCCUGGAUCUCUGUCCUAUGAUUUGUUUGUUAUUGUACUGUCAUUUGAUAAUGUAAAGUAUUUGGAUGAACCUCUGAUUGCUGCUCGGCUUGUACACGCUGCUGAGGUGCCUUCCCUGAGUGAAUCAAUCAUGUGACCUGUACUGUAUAAAUAAAUUCCAGACCCACACAG